Aedes albopictus (Asian tiger mosquito) is the source of this 2730-nucleotide messenger RNA. RefSeq lists its product as uncharacterized. Lineage: Eukaryota; Metazoa; Arthropoda; Insecta; Diptera; Culicidae. Gene Ontology annotation, molecular function: zinc ion binding; nucleic acid binding; aspartic-type endopeptidase activity. The record is from RefSeq and is a predicted model, not a curated record. Bases 1 to 2730 code for a protein of 909 amino acids. Gene Ontology annotation, biological process: proteolysis. The transcript is spliced from 4 exons.
AUGCCGGAAAAAAGUGAUUUGCAGCAGCAGCAAUCGGCGGCGUCUGGAGCUAGUUCAGCACUUGGGCAGUCUACUCUGGAUUCUACCACAAGCAAGAAGCAGAAGAAGAAGCUAAGGUUGACUGAAAAGUUGGCCACCAUGGAAAACAUCCAACGACUCGUCCGUGUCCGCGGUGCGGCCAAAGAGGAGGUGGUCCAGCUGACAGAAGCUGAGAUCAAAGUCUACAUGGCGAAGGUGGAAGCAGCCCAUAAGGACUACGAAGAUGCUCACAAUCAAAUCCUGUACGAGGAGUUCGAUAUCCUUCACGACACCGUUUCAAUUCUGUUGGAGGAUCAGCUCAACAAGGUCAGAGCCACCGCGGCAGCCGCAGCUGCUGCCACGACUGCGGCGCAACAAGUUCAGCAAGCACCGGUUGUCAUCCAUCAACCACUUCGCAUGCCGGUUCCCACUUUCGACGGUCGGUAUGAGAGCUGGCCAAAGUUCAAGGCCAUGUUCAAGGAUCUCGUGGAUAAGGGUCCAGAUCCGCCGGCAGUCAAGCUGUAUCAUCUGGACAAGGCUCUGGUCGGUAGUGCAGCCGGUCUCAUCGAUGCCAAAACGAUCAACGAAGGCAACUACGCCCACGCGUGGCAAAUUCUGGAAGAGAGGUUCGAGAACAAACGUCACGCUAUCGAUUCUCAUAUUCAUGGUCUUCUGAAUCUUAAGCGCAUGACGAAGAAGAGCCAUUUGGAGCUGCGGAGUCUGGUCGACGAGUGUAGCAAGCAUGUGGAAGGUCUCAAGUUCCUGGAGCAAGAUUUCGAUGGAGUAGGUGAGGAUUUCGUGAUUCAUCUACUGGCGGCAGCAUUGCACAACGACGUGCGCCAUAUGUGGGUGUCCACCAUUAAGCACGGUGAGCUUCCCGAUUACGACGAGAUGCUGACGUUCCUGAAGGAGCAGACCUUCAUCCUGGAGAGGGUUGAAGCCAGCAACCAGAAGUCAUCAUCGGUUCCCAUUAAGUCCGUGUCUGCAUCCAACAAGCCGUCGGUGCAGAAAGCCCACGCAGUCGUUUCGUCAAGCGAGAAGGAAACAAAGUGUGAUUUUUGCGGAAAGGCACACGCCAAUCACCAGUGCGCUGAUUUCAAGGCUCUUCCUGUUCCGCAAAGAUUGGUCAAGGUGCGAGAGCGCAACGUGUGCUUUAAUUGCCUACGAAGAGGCCAUCGAAGCGCCGACUGUUCAUCUGACAAAUCCUGCCAGAAGUGUAAGCGUCGGCAUCAUAGUCUCCUUCACGCCGAGGAGAAGCCCAAGCAAGAUGCAGAUCAACCAAGCAAGUUGGCCCCGCCGCCAGUUCCAGAGCAAGAAGGUUCAUCAUCAUCAUCAACGUCGACGACAGCUACGUGUUCCAGCGUGGCCACCCACUCGCAGCAAGUGCUGCUGCUCACGGCGGUAGUGGACGUAAUGGACAAAAACUACCAGCCGCAUCCGUGCCGAGUAUUAUUCGACAGUGGGUCUCAAGUCAAUUUGGUGACGCAGUCCGUGGCAGAUAAGUUGGGCUUGAAGUUGAAUUCGUCGAACGUCACGAUGUUCGGGGUCAACAGUACGAAGACCCAAUCAUGCAACAGUGGCACGGUGCAUCUUUCGUCGAGGUACAGGGAUUUCCAUGCCAAGGUCAAGUGUCUAGUAAUUGACAAGGUAACAUCAGAUCUGCCAUCAUCGGUUAUCAAUAUCAGCGCGUUGGAGCUUCCCGCUGGUGUUCAUCUAGCCGAUCCGAACUUUUUCCAUCCGAGCAAGGUGGAUAUGCUUCUGGGUAACGAAUGGUUCCUUAAGUUGUUGCUACCCGGAGAAAUUACUUUCGAUGACAAACUUCCUGUCCUUCGCGAGACCCAAUUUGGUUGGGUUGUUGGUGGAGUCUUCGAAGAAGGUGCGGUAUCUGAUGGAGCAGUCUAUUCGCACACAGUCACGAUGGACGAAUUAAGCCAGUCCAUUCAACGCUUCUGGGAAGUUGAAGAUGUCGCUGAUGUCGUCGAGCGUAGCAGCGAAGAAGAGGAGUGUGAGGAGCACUUCAAAGCGACUCAUCGUAGGGAUGCUUCCGGGCGGUACAUCGUCGAGCUGCCGCUGAAGGAGUCCGUGAGCGAAUUGGGAGAUUCCAGGUCGCUUGCAUUAAGAAGGUUUCACGCGCUGGAGCGAAAGCUUUCGCAACAUCCGGAUCUGAAGAAGCAGUACCAGGAUUUCAUGGACGAGUACGAGAGUCUUGGGCACUGCAAAGAAGUGAACGUUAGUGAAGAUCCAUCAGGUAUCAUCAAGUGGUACUUACCUCAUCAUGCUGUGCUGCGGCCAUCGAAUACUACCACUAAGUGCCGUGUGGUGUUCGAUGCAUCGGCGAAGGUAUCUGGUCGCUCGCUCAACGAUGUAAUGAAGAUUGGCGCCAUCAUUCAAAGCGAUCUGCAGUCCAUCUCUCUUCGAUUCCGUCUCCCGCUCCACGUGUUGGCUACUGACGUGGCCAAAAUCAAGGGAAACGGUUUGCUUCAGUUAGCAAGUGGCAAUCGGAACGACGCUUACACCAGUUCAAAGUGGUUCGACUCCUCUGUGACGAUUCGACCUCGACUAUCAUCGCCAUCAAGACUUCAAAAGGGCGACGGAAGUCCAAUCACGGCCUUGGGUAGUAGAAAACGGGAACAACAGGAAACGCUUGUCCCAUUCGAGGACUUCGAUGCGGCUAAGAAGAAAGAUACUACCACCGGCUUUCAUCAUCGAUAA